GUGCAAUCUUGUGCGGACGCUGAACGAUGGCGCCUAACGCACGCAAGAGGAAGGCCGCGACGCGGGAUGCGCCUGCUGAAAGCGGCUCGGAAGAAGAACUGGCCAACGGCCUUUUCGACGGCAUCUUGUCACAUAGCGAAGACGAGUCGGGCGUCAGCCCGGACGAGGAUGCAGAAAGCGAAGCUAGUAGUGUGAUUGGAGGCCUAUCGGACGAGGAUGAUGAGGAGGAGGAUGAAGAAGAAGCUGAGGAGGAAGGGGGGAAUGAGGCAGACAUACGAGAGCAACUUCGCAAUCUAAAAACGACGGACCACCCUUCGAAGCGGAUCGUUUCCGAUGCCAUUCUCACGAACGCGCACGAUUCUGUAACAAACGGCGAGCUUGACGGACAAGAAGACGAGGACCCGAAGCCCAACUACACGGUGGCCAUCGAUGCCAAUGGCAACCCGCGCUACCUGUACAAUGAGAUCGAUCCUGUCUAUGAUUCAGACGAUUCAGACGCACCAGCGACCACCAACACCAUCGGCAAUAUUCCCCUCUCGUACUAUGACAAAUAUCCGCACAUUGGCUAUGACAUAAACGGGAGGAAAAUCAUGCGGCCUGCGAAGGGUGAGGCGCUGGAUGCUCUGCUGGAUAGCAUCGACAUACCUAAGGGCUGGACGGGCUUGACGGAUCCCGCAACAGGGAAGCCGCUGAAUCUUUCCGAAGAGGAGCUGGACGUGCUAAAGAAGCUCACAAGGAAUGAGAUCGUGGAAGAGGGUUACGACCCCUAUCCCGAGAUGGUGUACUACUUCUCCGGCAAGCAGGAGAUUAUGCCUCUGAGUGCUGCACCAGAGCCAAAGCGACGCUUUGUGCCUUCCAAGCAUGAAGCGAAGCGUGUGAUGAAGAUCGUCAAGGCCAUAAGAGAGGGUCGAAUCCAGCCCUACAAGCCCCCCGGGGAAGAGGACGACGAAGAGGAAAGAAUAUAUUACGACGUCUGGGCCGACGAGAAACCGCGCCCGGAGAACUCCAUGCAUCUACCUGCACCGAAACUACCUCCACCGGGGUACGAUGCAAGCUACCAUCCACCGCCCGAGUAUCUUCCGGACAAGGCAGAGAAGGAGGCGUGGCUCGCGGCUGACGAAGAAGACCGAGAGAAAGAUUAUUUGCCAGCGAAUUACGAUGCUCUACGCAAAGUCCCUGGCUACGAAAGAUUCGUGAAGGAAAGGUUCGAGAGGAGUUUAGAUCUCUACCUUGCGCCUCGUGUCCGGCGGAAUAAGCUUAAUAUCGAUCCCGAAUCGCUGCUACCGAAACUGCCAAAUCCGGACGAUCUGAAGCCAUUUCCUACUACAUGUGCAGCCAUCUUCAGGGGUCAGCAAGGCCGUGUCCGCAGUGUAUCAAUCGAUCCACAUGGUGUUUUCCUAGCCAGUGGUGGGGAUGAUGGCUUUGUCCGCAUCUGGGAGCUUCUGACCGGGCGCGAAGUUUGGCAAGCAAGACUGUCGGAUGAGGAUGCUGUGGAUACGGUGAAGUGGCGGCCGGAUACAGAGUGCUCUAUCCUUGCCGCAGCUGCCGGAGAGACGAUCUACCUCGUUGUCCCCUUCACGAUCCUAUCACCGGAUAUGGAGCAACACAGCCGCGACGUUCUAGACGCUGGAUGGGGCUAUGCGGCAUCGAAGCCUUCAUCAACUACCAAUGGAGCGAUUAAAGAACCUCCGGGCAAGUGGAGUCGACCUGGAAGCAGUCUGGAGCACAAAGGUGUCUUGGUUCAGGUCACGGUCCGGUCUAUGGUCAAGGUUAUCAACUGGCACAGGAAGGGAGACUACUUCGCUACAGUGUCGCCCCGGGGGCAGAGCACUGCCGUUGCUAUUCACACUCUGUCCAAGCACCUGACUCAACUGCCAUUCCGACGUCUCAAAGGUAUUGCUCAGACUGCGCAAUUCCAUCCCUCCAAAGCCAUCUUCUUUGUUGCCACCAGAAACACGAUCCGCAGCUACGAUCUUGCGAAGCAAGAACUCGUCAAGAUUUUGCAGCCAGGUGCCAAGUGGAUAUCGUCGAUCGAUGUUCAUCCUGGCGGCGACAACAUCAUCGUAGGCACAUAUGACAAGCGGCUGCUGUGGCAUGACCUGGAUCUGUCCACCAAGCCCUACAAGACUCUACGCUUCCACCAGGAGGCUAUCCGCGCGGUGCGCUUUCAUCAAGGCGGAUUGCCACUGUUCGCCGACGCCAGCGACGACGGGAGUUUGCAGAUCUUCCACGGAAAGGUGGUCGGAGACCUGAUGGAAAAUGCAACUAUUGUGCCACUGAAGGUGCUGAGGGGCCACAAAGUGAAGAGCAGGCUAGGUGCGAUGGACGUUGAAUGGCACCCUCGGGAGCCGUGGUGUGUGAGCGCUGGAGCUGAUGGGACGUGCCGGCUAUGGAAUUAGAUACCACACUGCAGCAUCUAGUGACGUUUUUGAAAAUGAACAAAGCUGCCA
Trematosphaeria pertusa is the source of this 2450-nucleotide messenger RNA. RefSeq names its product BOP1NT-domain-containing protein. Gene Ontology annotation, molecular function: protein binding; ribonucleoprotein complex binding. Bases 27 to 2399 code for a protein of 790 amino acids. The record is from RefSeq and is a predicted model, not a curated record. Lineage: Eukaryota; Fungi; Ascomycota; Dothideomycetes; Pleosporales; Trematosphaeriaceae. The transcript has a single exon. Gene Ontology annotation, cellular component: preribosome, large subunit precursor; PeBoW complex. Gene Ontology annotation, biological process: maturation of LSU-rRNA from tricistronic rRNA transcript (SSU-rRNA, 5.8S rRNA, LSU-rRNA); ribosome biogenesis.